UGCACCCCAUCAUACUCACCACCACUCUACCCAUCCGUCCCGAAAGGAAAGCUUUCAAAAAGAUUUGCUCCGAUUUACAAUUUGCUGAGCAAUAGCGGGCAUGCCACGCUGCGACCGAAACAAGGAUUCGAGGAGAACAUGGAAAAAUUGCCUUCACUUUUACAAAUGCACUUUAUAUUUAUUCAUCUUUAGUCUGGAACUAAACAGCAGCGCUUCAGAGCCUGUGAAUGGUGAUGUGUUUGUGUUCUUCCACGAGGGGGCUCAGGGCUGUCUAGGGGUGCAAGGUCACUCCCUGUCCCUGUCCGAGUCCUGCGAGGAUGGCGCCCAGAAGUGGAAGUGGGUGACCCGGGGCCGGCUCUUCAACCUAGGCUCCUCUCUGUGCCUGGGCCUGACAACAGGCAACUACAGCUCCAGGGAGGACGUCUCACCGCUGGGCGUCUACCCCUGUGACAGAGAGCCUCCAGGGGUCCGAUGGACCUGGUACUGUGCCCAUGUGUUGGAGAACCUCAACCUGUACCUGCCGUCACCCUCGCAUCCUGUUAACCCCUCCGCUAACUCCUCAGUGGUGGCCUGGGAUGUCAAGCCCCCACGAGAGGGGCUCAAGUGGAGGCUCUUUGGGGACGAUCAGGACCUGUGUUCUAGGACCUAUCGUGAGAUCUAUACUAUCCAGGGGAACUCUCACGGUCUGCCCUGCUACCUGCCCUUCAUGUACGAUGGCCAGUGGUUCCACAACUGCACCAGUAUUGGCAGAGAGGACGGUCACCUGUGGUGUGCCACCACCUUCGACUAUGGCACGGACGAACGCUGGGGCUUCUGUCCUGUUAAGAGCAAUGACUGUGAGACGUUCUGGGACACAGACCCCUUGACAGACAGCUGCUACCAGUUCAACUUCCAGGCCACCUUGUCAUGGAGCGAGGCUCGCAUCAGCUGCCAACAGCAGGGGGCAGACCUGCUCAGUAUCACCAAGCUGCAUGAGCAGACCUACAUCAACGGUUUGCUGACUGGUUACAGUGCUGCUCUGUGGAUCGGUCUGAAUGACCUGGACAUUAGCGGAGGUUGGCAGUGGGCUGACUCCUCCCCGCUCAAAUACCUCAACUGGGAGAACGACCAGCCGAGCCAUGUGGAGGAGGAGAACUGUGCGGUGAUCAGGACAGAGUCGUCUGGCCGCUGGCAGAACAGAGACUGCUCUGUAGCCCUUCCCUAUGUCUGUAAGAAGAGACCCAAUGCCACCCUGGACCCCUUCACCACUGACUCGUGGGCGGAUGAUGAGAAGUACGAGUGUGAUGUGGGCUGGCAGGCGUUCCAGGCAGGCUGCUACAGACUGACGUCAGAGAAGGUGGACUGGGACACUGCUCAGAAAACAUGUCAGAAAAUGGAAGCCAACCUGGUCAGCCUCCACACCCUGCCUGAACUAGAGUUCAUCAUCAACAACAUCAAGCGAGGUACACAGAUAAUACAGCACGUCAUGGAAAGGUACCUCAACCUGAAGACAGAUGUGGAGGAGCUGUGGAUUGGUCUCCAUGACACGGCUAUGCAGAUGGACUUCCAAUGGACAGACCACACGCCCGUCAUCUUCACUUACUGGCAUCCCUUUGAGCCCAACAACUUCCAAAACACCCCAGAGGACUGUGUCACCAUCUGGGGACCCGAAGGCCGCUGGAAUGACAGUCCCUGUAACCAGACCUUGCCAUCCAUCUGUAAGAAAGCAGCCCAGAAGACUGACGGACAGGCACAGAACCACGGGUGCAAACCAGGCUGGAAAUGGCACAGUCCGGCCUGCUACUGGGUGGGAGAGGAGCAGGUGACCUUCGAGGAGGGCAGGAAGGCCUGCGCUGGCAGCGGAGCUACCCUCAUCACCAUCACCAAUAGGUUUGAGCAGGCAUUUGUCAACAGUCUGGUGUUUGGCCGUUCUGGGGAUUCAUUCUGGAUAGCCCUGCUUGACCAGAACAGCCCCGGAAAAUUCCACUGGUUCAGCGGGGAUGAAGUGGCCUAUACCAACUGGAACAGAGACCAGCCAGGAGGAAACAUCAAAGGGGGCUGUGUAACCAUGGAGACGGGCUACGCCACAGGCCUAUGGGAGGUGAAGGACUGUGCGUCGGCCCGGGCUAAGUUCAUCUGUAGACUGAACCAGGACACGUCCCUCAGCCCUGAGCCCCCCGCCCCGCACCCCACCCCCAGCCUCACUGGAUCCUGCCCCAACGGGUGGAAGACAAACGGCAAGCUGCACCACUGCUACAAGGUGUUCGACUCAGCCCAGAUGGACCAGAAGCUGAGCUGGCUGCAGGCCCACCUAGCCUGUCAAAGACACCAUGGAGCCAACCUGCUGAGUGUCAGUGGCCCAGAGGAGGAGCACUUCAUACUGCAGAUACUACACGAAGCCUUUGGGGAGUCAGAGGACCAUGAGCAACGCUGGUUCUGGAUCGGCCUGAACCGCAGGAACCCCAUGGACAACGGGAGCUGGAAGUGGAGCGAUGGACUGGCCUAUACGUACCAGAACUUUGGACGUUACUACUACAACGUCCGUCAGUGUGCAGCAGCAGACCUGGGCACCAUGACCUGGCUGGCCAUGGACUGCGGCACUGAACUGGACUGGAUCUGCAAGAUCCCCAAAGGAAAAGUUGAUCAGGAUCCAAACCCCACUGAAGCCCCCACUGCCAGUGAGUGGGUGGGCUUCCAGGAGGCAGAGUAUAAGUUCUUUGACCACCGGUCUACGUGGGACCAAGCCCAGAGGAUCUGCUCCUGGUUCGAUGCUUCUCUGGCUUCCAUCCACUCUUCUGCGGAGGAGGUUUUCCUUGCCAACACACUGCACAAGAUGACCAAGGUAGAGGGGGACCACUGGUGGGUGGGGCUUCAUACGUAUGAGAACGAUGGCCGUUUCCACUGGUCAGACCACUCUGUGCUCAACUAUGUGUCCUGGGCUCUCGGCAGGCCACACCCACUCAGCCGCGACCGCAAGUGUGUCCACAUGUCAGUCAGCAAAGCGGAGUGGGCAGAUCAGAAAUGUCACUCAGACCUGCCCUACAUCUGUAAGAGAGUGAAUGUCACAGGCACUAUCCCACCCACACCCUCCACCCCCCUGCCCCUCGCGGGCUGCCCCGAUGGCUGGGGCCCCUUCCUGCACAAGUGUUAUAAGGUGUUUGGUCAUGAGGAGAGCCGGAGGGCCACAUGGUCAGGAGCCAGGCUCAUGUGUGAGUCACAGGGAGGAGCCUUGGCUGUGGUGCCCAAUCACGUGGAGCAAGCCUUUGUCACCACUCUGCUGUCCAACGUGAGUUUUGACCUGUGGGUGGGGCUCACGUCUGACUCUAAAGGCCACUUCCAGUGGGCUCGUCCUGGACUCCUCAGCUACACCAACUGGGCCUCUGGAGAACCCCUGGACAACAGUGGACCACUCCACAACAAGGCUCCGAGGAACUGUGUGGUGAUGAUCCAUGGGAACCCAGCUAAAAAUACUGGCAUGUGGGCAUCCCGGGCCUGUGAGAUGGAGAAACAUGGCUACAUCUGCCGGAAGAAACAAGACCCAGCUCUGCCCCCUGGCGCUGCCCUCCUGCCCUCCUCCCUGUCGGGAGCCCUGGACCUGGGUGGAGUGUCGUACCGCAUAGUGAAGAAGCGCUUGGACUGGAUGGGGGCGCUGCAUGUGUGCGAGUCUCUGAACGGGACGUUGGCUUCAGUGAGAGACCCCUACCAACAGGCUUACCUCACACUGCUGAUGAACAGCCUACACCUCCCAGCAUGGAUCGGCCUUUACAACUAUGGGGGACGGAGCUUCAGCUGGUUGGGCGAGGAGGACCUGAGUUACACUGCCUGGCGGGAUGGGGAGCCUAAUACACUGUCUGGAUGUGGUCACAUGACCACGGUGGGGCAGUGGACUAUGACCCCCUGUGACGCUAAACUGGAUGCUGCCAUCUGUCAGAUUAAUACAGAGGAGGCUUUGGUGCACAAGUGGAGUUUCCCAGGACAGUGCCCUCACUCUCUGGGCGACUGGGCCUGGUUGCCUUUCAGGAACCACUGCUACUCCUUCAACCUGCAGAGCCUCCGGCUGCAGACCGACGCCCACUCCUCCUGCAGGAAGGUGGGUGGCCAGCUGCUGUCGGUCCUGGAUGAAACAGAGAAUGGCUUUGUGUGGGAGCACAUCCAGGGCUACCAGGAGCAGGCCCACGGAGCCUGGCUGGGUAUGACCUUUAACUCCAAAGGGGGCAGUCUGAUGUGGUCUGAGAGUGCAGAGGUGAAGUUCACUAACUGGGAGGUGCAGGGCACCAACUUGAGCAUGCUGUUUCCCAACGCCUGCUUCUGGAUCCAGAGCAACACAGGCCUUUGGAAACCAGGCUCCUGCAAGAACCACACACACGGAGUCAUCUGCAAACGGCCACGCAGUGCUGAGGCUUUGGCGGUAGUCUCUGAAGAGGACCACCUGCCCACUCUGAUUGUGAUCAUGGUGACGGGCCUGGCGUUGGUGAUCCUCAUCGUGAGCGUGAUCUACCUGUACCGCCGGCGCCAGGCAGGCUCCCGGGGAUCUUACGAGGGGGCGCGCUACAGCCGCACCAAGUCCAACCCCUCCGAACAGGCCGAGAAGAACAUCCUGGUGUCUGACAUGGAGCUCAACGAGCAGCCGGAGUAGCACAGCCCACCAGGACUGGCCCCUCCCCCCAGGGCAGAAAACACCUGGGAGUACCUAAUACUGACUGACCCACUGUCUGACUGAUACACAUUCUGCUUCUACGUUUUAUGUCCCUGUUCUGUUUGAAAAGAUGUUGAAGAUGCUGAAGGUCUGUGCUGUGUGGAGCGCAGCAGAUGCUAAUCAAAUUCCAUUUAAACAGUCAUUCUCCAAAGGGGUUAAUAAUAUGCAAAUUACAAUAUGAACUGCUUUUCUUAGUAGUAUAGCAAUAAUGUUUCUGAUGUCAGUUUCACAUUUCAUUUCAAACAAGUUCCUGUUUUUGGUCGCUAAGUCUAAAAGGCAGAUGCCAAAAGCCAAAGACAAAGGCUUUGCACCAGUUCUUCCCUUGUCAGGAGACUCAGUAUCAUCCAAAUAUCAACACAACCUCCAUCGAGACCAUGACAGUAUUUACCUGAGGUUAACUUCAGGUUUGUUUUGUAUAUUUCCUUUUGGUUUGUUUGUGUGUUUUUUGUCCAGUGCAGCUGUAGUGAAUCUGUAGUGAAUCUAAUUCUGGUUGUUGUAGUGAAACUUUUGUUGUUGCCCGUCCCCUUCCCUCCCUCCCUUCUGUUCUGACUGACACGUCAGCAGAGCCUGGUUGGAAAGCAAUACUUACUUUGGUGUGAAAGAGAAGAGGA
This is a messenger RNA of Salvelinus namaycush (lake trout), 5286 nucleotides long. Its product is annotated as C-type mannose receptor 2-like. The record is from RefSeq and is a predicted model, not a curated record. Bases 101 to 4615 code for a protein of 1504 amino acids. Gene Ontology annotation, molecular function: signaling receptor activity. The transcript has 29 exons. Lineage: Eukaryota; Metazoa; Chordata; Actinopteri; Salmoniformes; Salmonidae.